Messenger RNA from Wasmannia auropunctata (little fire ant), 3442 nucleotides. It is a transcript of the gene scaf6, whose product is annotated as calcium homeostasis endoplasmic reticulum protein. Bases 221 to 2614 code for a protein of 797 amino acids. Gene Ontology annotation, biological process: RNA processing; intracellular calcium ion homeostasis. NCBI's taxonomy places the organism in Eukaryota, Metazoa, Arthropoda, Insecta, Hymenoptera, Formicidae. The record is from RefSeq and is a predicted model, not a curated record. The transcript has 8 exons. Gene Ontology annotation, molecular function: RNA binding. Gene Ontology annotation, cellular component: perinuclear region of cytoplasm.
ACGGUGAUGUUGGCGGCACUGCCGGCCACCGCGAGGUCGUAAUGGCGAUUUCUAGCGCGUUGUCCGGUCCGCCGUGAGUGAGUGAAUAAUGCACCACGAAGCAGCGCCUCGUUUUUCGGCUGUACGGUGCGACAAUCGAGCGAUCGGACGGUACGUGCACGCUACGUUUUAACGGCGUAACUUUGACGGAACCGCCGACGAUCGAGCGUCCCUCGCGAGGAUGGACCAGGCACCCGCAGACACAGAAUUACGGAACAUCAUAGACAAACUGGCGCAGUUUGUUGCUCGCAAUGGGCCAGAAUUCGAGCAGAUGACAAAAAACAAGCAGAAGGACAACCCGAAGUUCGGUUUCCUGUUUGGGGGGGAGCACUUCAACUACUAUCAGUACAAAGUGACUACAGAGCAAGCCAUUUUAAAGCAAAAAGGAAUAAAUCCAAUGCAAAAUGCAGACCCACGUUUAAACGUUUCGCAGCAGCAGCAAACAGCCGCAAACGCCGUCUCGCAGCCACUGAAUAACGUCAAUCUUGCGUCCGGUCUGAGUACGCAAAACAAUGGAAUAAAUCCGGUAGUCGGGAUUGGACCCCAGGUCGGAAGCCAGGGCGGUCCCGUUUUGCCUGGGCAGAUCGGAGGACCGGGAAAUGCAGGACCGCCGAUUGGACCGGUUUCCGGCGCCAUGGGAGGUGUGAAUCCGCCGAUCGCCGGUGUCGCGCAAGCGGUUAACAUCGCGGGCCCGCCCGCGUGGCUGCAGAAUGAGUUGGCGAAUCUACAGUCGCAGCAGACGACGUUGCAGGAGCAAGUGAGACAGUCUGAACAGAACCUGGCUGCGCAGCAUGCUGCGUUAAUGGCACAACAGCAGGGAAGGGUAGAGGAUGCUGUGAGGCAGGCACAGGAACAGGCUCUGCAAAAUAGCGCGCAAAACACAAACACAGACUUGGCUGCAUUUGACACGGUCCUACAACCGAUCAUCGAUAGCUGCACGAAGGAUAGCAUAAGCGCAGGAAAGGCCUGGAUACUUCAGCAUUCGCUUACGUCGCAGAGUAAUCAAGUUGUCGCAGAUCAUUUGCUGAAAAGAGUAAUUCAGGGGACAACCUUCAGCCAUAAGUUACAUAUUAUUUAUCUGGUGAAUGACGUAUUACAUCAUUGUGCGAGAAAAAAGUCUAUGGAUCUUCGCAAAGCAAUGGAAAGUGUUGUUGUCCCCAUGUUCUGUAACACUUCACUAGCAGCAUCGGAAGAGCAGCUCAAUAAGUUAAAUAAACUGUUGAGUUUGUGGGAAUCAAAGAAUAAUUACUUUGACGAGGGCAUCAUAGAUAAGUUGAAACAACCGAGCACAUCCUGGUCAGAAUACCAGGCUAAUUUGGUAGCGCAAUACGCCACGGCGAUUACUCCUAUUACAGCAUCGACCAAACAGACAUUCGAUAAUUAUCAAGCGCAGCAUCAAGCAUUUGUUACUCACGCACUCAGACAGAUCCAGAAUAUCGAACAGCAAAAGAUGGCGAUAGAUCAGCAAUUGAAAGCUCCGCCACCGCCGCCGCCGCCACCGCCUCAAAUGAGUCAACAAAGUAUAUCAAUACCGCCUAGUCAUUCAGGUCCUCCAAACACGAUGGGUACAGAUGUGAAUUUCAGUCAACCACCACCAGGAUGGGGUGUCCCACCUUCGAACGAACCGCCGCCGUUUAGCAACGUUCCUCUGCCUGACUUCUCAAAACCACCGCCGGGUUUUGGACCACCUCCUGUUAUUCACGAGCCCUCUGUUGAGGAUUUAAUGCCUAGUAUGCCUUAUUUCGAGCUUCCAGCUGGUUUGAUGGUACCCCUAAUAAAGCUGGAAGAUGGUGAAUACAAGCCGUUGGACCCAGAUGCGAUAAGACUUCCACCCCCAGCUCCGCCGAGUGACCGUUUAGUUGCAGCUGUAGAAGCAUUUUAUGCACCACCAAAUCAUGAUUCUCCUAGAGAUAGUGAUGGAUGGGAAAAAUUAGGAUUAUAUGAAUACUACAAGGCGAAAAAUGCCGCCCGCAAGCGUAAAGAAGAGGAUAUAACCGCUGGCAUUAGGCAGAGAUCGAAAUCUCCAUCGCCAAUUUUACGACCGAGAUCUAAGAGCCCUAGUCCUCCAAAGAAACGCUACCGGAGUAAGUCACGCAGCAGAUCACGUUCCCGGUCGCGAGGCAGAAGUAGAUCGAGAUCGCCCGCGACCAAUCACAGACGCAACAGUCGCAACAGCAAUCACGUUAAUCGAAGCCGAAGGAGAAGAAAUAGUAAUAAAGAACGCAGUCCCGAUAGGAGAAUGGAUAGGCAGGAUAGAAGUCCAACUCCUCCCAGUUUUCUUGGUUCCACUUAUAGCAAAGCACCGCAAGAGAUUAGCCUGGACGAGAGUAAUAAAGGGCAUCAAUUGCUCAAGAAAAUGGGCUGGAGCGGUGCUGGUCUCGGAGCCAACGAGCAAGGCAUUGAGGCGCCAAUUUCAGGAGGCGAGAUUCGGGAUAAGAACGAUCAAUACAAAGGAGUCGGUAUCAAUCUGAACGAUCCGUACGAGACCUUCCGAAAAAACAAAGGCCAAGCGUUCAUCACCAGAAUGAAGGCUAGGGCGGAGGAACGAGCUGAGGAGAGAGGGGAACGUGAUUGAACACCAUUAAUAGAUUGCCGAAUGUUUACGAUACUUUGUGAAUGGGACGAGUAUCUGGCACGAGAUAUCAUCAGGAACGAUAUCUCGUUCUACAUUAGGAAUCUAUUCACAGUUCUAAAAAAAAAGGUAUGCUAUCGCCUAUGAGGGUUGAUUUUAAAGAUCAACGUACUUUUUUGACUUUGAAACAGUUGUCUUUCAAUUCUGAAUAUACACAUAUACACACGUCGUCGAUUUUAGACUAUUGCAGGUGAACGCUGAUUAUUUUACAUUGAAAUCGCACUGAUUGUUUUUUUAUCAGGAGCUAUCUUAAUCACAUUCUUACAAUUAAGCGACGAUUAAUUAAUAUUGUGUGAGAUUAAAUUGUACAUUUUUAAGUAAAAUUAUAAACAUGAUUAGCAUUUGUUUCAAGUUUAAUGUAUGAGCUAAAAAAAAAAUGAAGCAAAUACUAAAUCUUGUUACAAGUUCGAAUGAAAGAUUAAUCGGAUUUAUAAUUGCAUAAUCUUAUAUUGGAAGUAUUUAAAACAAUUUACAAAAGCGCGCAAUCAACGUGCUGCCGGCAGAAAAAUCUUCCUAUUUAAUAUAUUAAUUAUAUUCCACACAUGAUAGUGAUUAAAUUUUUUCCAUUGAUCAUCCAUUAUUGAGAUGAUAGGGACGAUACGCGACUCAUAGCAUGUAUAGAAGUACAAUUCGUUUUGUGCCGUAAAAUAACAUGGGCGUAAGAUACGCGUGAGAAGUAAGAAUAUUUGUAUUUAGUAAGUUAACAAAUGAUUAUAUUGGAUACACACUGAACGAUAGCUCAAGAAUAAAAACUGUACAUUUAUUACGAAA